AGCCAUUCAAUUCGCACGCCUCUCUUGGUUCGUCGACGGAGAACUUCUCACUUCUCUUUUUUUUUUGAUUGGAAUCUUUGACCGACCACGCUCCUGCUUCUGCGUUCGACGCGGGGAAGCGACACGUUCAAAAGGUAUCGGAGACCACAUUGCCAAACUCGCGCAGCGCACCCAAACCGAGGUCAAGGAGAGACGUCCGACUUCCUUCCGCAGCAGCGUUCAUUACUCAAGCGGCUUCAAAACCAAACAACAGCAGAAAGGUACAGCCCCCUCAAGAUGGUUGUUAUCAAAGGCGGGGGACAGACCUAUGCGGUGGGCAUGGGCCGCCAAAUGGAGUGGGAAGACGUCCCCGAGUCUUUUAAGAAGAAGUGCGACGAGCAGAAGGAGAUCGAGAAGUGCGUUGACAUGCGCGCCAAGGCGCAGCAGUGCAUCAGUGAUAAAGGAUUUUGGGACGCCGAGUGCGUCGGCCUCACUGAGGAGUUUCAUCUUUGCCAGGCCAACGAGCUGACCCGAUUGGAGCUCUCGCAUCAAAAGAAGAAGAAGUGA
Molecule: messenger RNA, 546 nt
Organism: Leptomonas pyrrhocoris
Lineage: Eukaryota; Euglenozoa; Kinetoplastea; Trypanosomatida; Trypanosomatidae
Exons: 1
Coding region: 277-546 (89 amino acids)
Source: RefSeq, a predicted model, not a curated record